Messenger RNA from Fusarium coffeatum, 1089 nucleotides. RefSeq lists its product as uncharacterized. The transcript has 2 exons. Lineage: Eukaryota; Fungi; Ascomycota; Sordariomycetes; Hypocreales; Nectriaceae. The coding region runs from base 1 to 1089 and encodes 362 amino acids. Gene Ontology annotation, molecular function: oxidoreductase activity. The record is from RefSeq and is a predicted model, not a curated record.
AUGGCGACUCCUGAGACGAACAAGCAGUGGACUACUGGUCAGGAUGGCCUCGAGAACUUGAAGUUUGGCGACGGAGAGGUUCCGAAGCCUAAGGAUGGUGAGGUUCUGGUCAAGAUCCAUGCCGUUGGCUUGAAUUACCGUGACACUGAAGUCAUCAAUGGCGAUUAUAACCAUCACGCCUCAGUUCAAGACACUACCGCUUUGGUGCCCUGCUCCGACAUGUGCGGUACCGUCAUCCAGAGCUCUUCAUCCAAGCUCAAGGCUGGAACUCGCGUCAUGUCCAUCUUCAACCAGACUCAUCUCACCGGUCAAGUCAAGGAAGCUGAUAUGGCCUCUGGUCUCGGCCUUCCUCUCUCCGGUGUUCUAACAGAGUACCGCUGCUUUUCCGCCGACAGCCUCGUCCUCGUCCCGGACUACCUCUCCGAUGAGGAGGCUGCCUGUCUACCCAUCGCUGCCGUCACAGCCUGGAUGUGUAUCAACGGCAUGCGACCUCUAGGUCAACCAGCUGAUGGCAACAAGAAGAAGGAGAGUGUUCUCCUACAAGGUACAGGCGGUGUCGCUAUUGCGGGUCUCCAAAUCGCAAAGGCAGCUGGCCUCAACGUCAUCAUCACUUCUUCGUCCGACGAUAAGCUCGAGCGCGCAAAGAAGGAUCUCGGUGCCGACACAGGCAUUAACUACCGUACACAUUGGGAGUGGCAAGACCCCGUCAUGAAAGCCACCAACAACCAGGGCGCCGACAUCAUCUUCGAGACAGGCGGCGCACGCACACUGCGCAAGUCAUUCGAUUCAGUCGCUUUCGGCGGUCUGAUCAACUGCGUCGGCUACCUCUCUGGCAAGGAGGAAGAGGAGGAUAUCGGCGGCAAGGUUGGCGUCAACGUCCUCGCUCUACGACGAAACGUGACGCUGAAGGGUAUUCUCAACGGACCUAAGGAUCGGUUUGAGGAGAUGGUUACUUUUUACGAGAAGCAUGGUAUUCACCCUGUUAUUUGCAAAACCUUUGGGUUUGAGGAGGCGAAUAAGGCGCUUGAGUACUUGAGCAGCGGACAGCAUUUCGGAAAGGUUGUUGUCAAGGUUUCCAAGAGUGGUUAG